AUGGAUUUCGAUGAUAUAGUGCUUGCGCAGUUUGAAAGAUUGAGGAAAGAAUGGGUGAAACGCUGUUCAAAAUCCGCCAGCGGCAUCUGCGAACUGGCCAACAAGCACCGCAACCGCGAUGAUUGCUUGCUUCGGUCGAUGCACAGCGGAUCGUUCAACUUUAGUUUGCGUCUACACUGGGAGGAUGAUGGCGAUGACUGGCUCAUUCGGUUUCCGCUUCCAGGGAAAUCCAUGUUCCCGGAAGAGAAAGUUCGCGGAGAAGCCAUACUUAUGACAUAUAUCGCAGACAACACGACCAUUCCCGUUCCCCGAGUGAUUGCCUCCGGGACAGCAGACGAGAAUCCUACAGGUCUGGGUCCCUUCAUUAUUAUGACCUGGGUCGAAGGGAGGAAGAUGUCGGAACUACUCCGGACAAGUGAUUCAUCCGACAAGGAGGAAACCCUCAACCCAGAUAUCGACGAGGAGGCGCUCAAGGCGCUGUACGGGCAAAUGGCACAGGUCUUGCUGGAACUGUGGAAACUCGACUUCGAUUGCAUUGGUAGCCUGGCUAACAACGAAGUGACUGGCAAGCCACAAGUGACCAAACGGCCCCUAACCCUCGCUAUGAACGAGCUGGUCCGGACAUGCGGGCUGACAGAUCUUGAUCCACCGAGAACCUAUAACAGCUCCACAGACUACAUCGUCUCGCUUCUCGAGUUGCAGUCGAAGCAUCUUCAACAACAAAGAAACAGUAUCUACGAUUCCACAGAUUGUCGUGAGAAAUACGCUUGUCGUCAUCUGAUGAAAGCGUCAGCACUGAACUUUCUGUCCCUUGAAGAUAAUUAUGGACCCUUCAAACUAUUCUGCGAUGAUCUAUGCCCUGGAAACGUUCUGGUGAAUGACUCCCUUCAGAUCACCGGCAUUAUUGAUUGGGAAUUCUGUUAUGCGGCUCCGGCCCAAUUUGCCGGCAGUAUCCCGUGGUGGCUACUUCAGGAGCGACCACAUCGGAUCAUCUACAACUAUGGCAUAAAGGCGUUCUUCGAGGAUUUUUUACCGAAAGCAGACCUCUUCUUGCAUACGAAUGCGCCGGUCAAUUCAGGACAGAAGCGCGUGGUUCAAUAUGGCAUGUCGCAUGGUACCUCAAUUGCAGAGAGGGUAUACAACGCUACCACCGCCCCUGAGAUGCAUAAGGCUCGUGAGGACUUCGUCAAGGCGAAGAUAAAACAACUGCAGCAAUAUCAUGCAGAGCUCGGAGACGAGACCGUUGUCUCCUACGAAGAAGAACAGACCGGUGAAACGGAAGACUUUAUGCAGGAAUAUAAAGUGAGUCGUAACGGAAUUCUAUAUGUCAUACUCUUUCUAACCAUGAAAUAUAGAAACCUCAAUUGGAGAUGA
Aspergillus costaricaensis CBS 115574 is the source of this 1374-nucleotide messenger RNA. RefSeq names its product phosphotransferase family protein. Bases 1 to 1374 code for a protein of 457 amino acids. The record is from RefSeq and is a predicted model, not a curated record. The transcript is spliced from 3 exons. NCBI's taxonomy places the organism in Eukaryota, Fungi, Ascomycota, Eurotiomycetes, Eurotiales, Aspergillaceae.